CAUGUAAUUAAGGUCACAAGAGAGAACAAAGCAUUAAAGAUCUAUUACAGUUGAAGCCAAAGACAAUCAAAAUGAUAUUUCCUUUGAAAUGCGUUAUCUUUCAAUUAGCUUAUCUACAUGCAAGAGGAUGUGCUAACUUAGUUCUCUUAUCAAAACCUGUGACAUUUGGAGGAAAAGUACAGCUUGCAUGUACAGCCUAUGAAACGGAAAUUCCUCUUGAUACACAGUACAGUCGAAGUUGGUCUGGCGGACCUGACAACAAGUUGUUGUGUAAGGAUGGUAUUUCUGCAGAUGUUUCGAAAUAUAAAGAAGUACUAGGAGAAGAUUACUCGCAGUACAUCCUAGAAAUAGAAAGUUUUUCUGAGUCUGACGUAGACUGUGAAUAUAAAUGUGUUUUUGGUGUAGAUACAACACGAACAACACUAAAACUCAACGAGAAGGACUAUGAAUAUAUUCCAGGAAAAGACACAACUGUGGUCACUUCAAGCUUGCAAAAUGGACAUUUAAAUGUCAACAUAUUUUUUGUGAAAGUAUGGCCAACACCAGUAUGUGAAGUCAUAUUUGAGAGAAUCAACUUUGGAAAACGUAUGGAAAUGUCGAAAAGGAAAAAUGGUAAACUAUAUUCUGCGAAUAUUAGUCUAAAACAUGUCUUCAGAAGUGAUUUUUGUAGUGGUGACAUGUUGAUUUCCUGUAAGAUUGGUACCAAAACCAUUGAGGUUCAUAGAAAACAAUUCAAUACAUGUCCAGUUAACGUUAAGAACAGGAACAGGAACGUCAUAAGCGAAAAAGCACUUACAACAUUGAUAAUUGCUGUUUCCAUGUUUGUUGUCAUGGUUUGCAUUAUUCUUUUAGCUGUGUUGUUAAAACAAAAAGGUUACAUAACGUCCAUGUUCGAAGUUCUGUUUGGAUAUCCUAGCAGCGCAUUCAUAGGAAUAUCAACCUUGAAGAAAUCAUAUAUUAGAUAUGUGCCGCCACAACAACACCCAGUUUGAAAAACAAAUAUGAUUUCUAUGUUAUUUUAUUUAUGAACUAUUACAGUCCAUAUCAAUUUAUAACUUUUACCAGGGGUAAAUGAAAAAUUUCUAAAUUUUUCCGAAAUAUAUAAAUAUGCUACUUAUUUUUCAUAACAUUUCCAUUGUGUAAGGAACUUCUCUGCAGUCUCGUAGAUGUGUGUGCAGGAGAUCGUCAGUUUGAUAGCUGGCUUGGUUAAACCAAAGACAUAUUGGUAUUUGCUGUGGUAUUCAGGAUCAGAAAAAAGACUGGUCAGUCGAAGUAUUGUGUCUGCACUUGUGAUAUAUCGUCCUUUUGACCGUUGCUUUGUGAACUUACACGUUAAGCAUCCAACUAAGCGUCUCAGUGUAGCGCAAACCAUGAUAUGUUAUAACCAAGGUGAUAAUAAUACUGCGUUUAUGUCACAUGUGUGACAAACAUUUAACAGGUCGGGACCACCAGGUUUCUGACGUCAGAAUACAUUUGCAUAGUGAUUUCCAAAAUACAAAAUGUAAACUUGCCCCUGGGAAAUUGACCAAUCGAUUGUAGGCUACUACGUGUUUAGUUUAAGGAAUUUGUGAGUCCUUAAUGCUCUUCAACUUCGUACUUUACUUUGUUUAGCCUUUUAACCUUUUUGAUUCGAGCGUCACUGAUGAGUCUUUUGUAGACAAAACGCGCGUCUAGUGUACAAAAUUUCAAUCCUGGUAUCUAUGAUGAGUUUAUUUAUUAUUUAUUCAGAGCCAUGGAAAUUGUUGAAAAGUGUCAUUUUGUACUGUUUUUCGGAAUCUCGUGUUUUAUUUUUUUGUUCAUCUACUGUAAUACAUGUAAUGUAUAUAGCAUAAUCUUCAAUGUUCAUACUCAGAUUAAAAAUAUUGUUGGCUUCAG
Molecule: messenger RNA, 1875 nt
Organism: Mytilus californianus (California mussel)
Lineage: Eukaryota; Metazoa; Mollusca; Bivalvia; Mytilida; Mytilidae
Exons: 6
Coding region: 72-992 (306 amino acids)
Source: RefSeq, a predicted model, not a curated record